Molecule: messenger RNA, 1343 nt
Organism: Triplophysa dalaica
Lineage: Eukaryota; Metazoa; Chordata; Actinopteri; Cypriniformes; Nemacheilidae
Exons: 6
Coding region: 143-1093 (316 amino acids)
Source: RefSeq, a predicted model, not a curated record
AACAGGUUUAGUGAGAUUUUUGAUGACAUCAUGGCAUCGUUCAUAACUAUAUAAACCCCUCGGUCACCCGUUCAACACACAGCGGAUGGUGGAAGACGAUAUCUGCAGAUAGCACAGUUACAGUAACAGAUCAGAGAGAAAGAUGCUGAAGAUGUUGGGCGUGUUGGCUCUGGUUCUGCUGGUAGCCGGUAUGAACGAAGGACGAAUUGUGAGCAAAUGUGACCUGAAAGCUCAGCUGGACGUGGCUUUUGGAGCAAAUAUGCCCGGAAACACGACUCAAGGCACACCUGCAAAUACGACCGGAAACGCGACUCAAGGCAAACCUCCAAAUACGACCAGAAACGCAACUCAAGACACACCUACAAAUAUGACCGGAAACCUCACUCAAAGUGUGCCUAGAAAUAUGACUGGAAACAUGACAGGAGAGCUCAUCGCCAGACUUGUCUGUGCGGUAGAACGUACGUCAAGGUUUAACACCAGCCUUGUUACCACAAUCCAGUUACCAGCCCCUACCCAAAACUCACCAAAACCAAAUGGCCCACAUCAAAAACCAGGAGACAGACCAGGUGACUCAAAUGAGGAACAUCCAGGUGGAAGUACGGGUAACUCACAUGGUGGAAAACGAGGUGACUCAAAUGAGGAACAUCCAGGUGGAAGUAAGGGUAACUCACAUGGUGGACGUCCAGGUGGAAAACGAAGUGACUCAAAUGAGGGACGUGCAGGUCGUAAACUGAGAGGAAAACGAUCCCCUCCUCGGUCACCAGGACGAGGUCAUGACAGGCCCCCUGCUGGUAGUUCAGGCAUUUUACCUGGUACCACCAUGAACCUGUACGGCAUCUUUCAGCUGAGCGAUCGUGUGGCGUGCGAUUCUGGAUCGAACCAGACGAUGAACAUCUGCCGCAUGAACUGCAACGCUCUCAUUGAUGAUGACAUCAGGGACGACAUUGCCUGUCUGAAGACCCUGAUGGGAUUCAUGAGCAAUGUCACAAUCACUUCUCCCUCCUCAACUCCUCGUAUCAUAAACAUGGACGUAACGUUUGUGGAGGAGUGUCGCUCUGUGGUUCCCUCACAGUACUUUACUGUGUGCGUCUAAAAUAUUCACAGCGUUCCCUACGAUGAUUUGAUUCUGUCAUUGUAAUUAAACGCAUUGCUGUAAUAGAUCACAUAGUUCACCAGUACAUUAUUUUACUUUUAAUACAGUGACUGAAAAGUGCUCUCACAAUUACAGUCCUCAUAUACAAUGACUUGACUGAAAAGUGCUCUCACAAUUACACCCAUCAUACAGAAUGACAUACCUCAACCUGACAUAACAUCAAUAAAAUAAUUUUAUCGCAGGAAUCUCA